Messenger RNA from Lingula anatina, 1064 nucleotides. RefSeq lists its product as uncharacterized. Lineage: Eukaryota; Metazoa; Brachiopoda; Lingulata; Lingulida; Lingulidae. The record is from RefSeq and is a predicted model, not a curated record.
UCCCAGUGCAAAAAUUGAAUUGACGAAAUACAUAUUUACCCAUUUUAACAUCAAAUAUUUUAUUUCUGUAGCUGUUAGAUGACCUUCUGAAAGAGUGGGGAAUCAAACACAAGAUUAUAGCUGUGCACCACCCACAGACAAAUGAGUUAGAUGAGCGGUUUUACCAAACACUCAAAGUGUCACUCUCAAAAGUCACUAAUGAGAGGUAGAAUGACUGUGAAAGGUAUAUCUGGAUCAGUGACCUUUGCAUAUCGUACAGCACAAAACUGCGCCACUGGAUACUGUUCUUUUUUCCUGAUGUUCAACAGGGAGGCUCGGCUGCCAUGCAAGUUGAGGUACAUAGAGAAAGAAGUGACAAUGCCCAGCAAAGAAGACUGUAAUGUGCAGAUGGAAUUCCAACACCAGCAACUUACUGAGUUACACGCUAAGAUAUGCAUUACAAGAAGAAAGUUGAAAAGUCUCAAGCAAAGUACAAGAGAUAGUAUGAGGCAAAGAAAGGAAAGAAUGUAGUAGUAUUUCAAUUAGAAAGUGGAAUGAAAGUUCUGAAGAAAUAACUUUCUUAAGGCUGGGUGGCAGACAGUUUGGAUCAGUGUUAAAGUCAAACUUUGUAAGAUAUGUCUUCUGAACAGUAAUAUGUGCAUUCAGCCAUUUGCAUUGUGGUUCCAGUAUCUACUUUAUAUCUGCUUAGAGGCCUAUCAUAGAGGCCUAUCAUAUACUAGCUAUAAUUGAUACAAUUACUGCAAAUAUAUCCAAUUCAGCACAUGCUUAUCUGUAUAUUUAUGACCUUGAUGAAGUGUAAAUGUCGAAAGGAAUUUGUUUAUGAAAUAGAUUUGAAUACUUUUUAUUAAUCAUACCAGUGCAAAGGAUAUUAUGGACAAUAUAUUUGAGGUGUUGGAUAUAAACUAUAAACCACUGCUGUUUAGAAAUCUUUUGAGACUGAUCACUGUACCAAGGACAGCAUAAACAAAGACUGAAUAUAACAAACCACUAGUAUCAAAGGACUGAAACAUUUCCUUUGAUCUUACUUAGUUUACACUAGCAGGUGGGAAAGGCAGUUUGCAUCA